AUUAAAGCUUUCUUCGCUAAAGUGCUCUUACAAGCUGUCACACUCCUCAACCGGCUUAUGCAAGUACUAACAGAUGAAAUUUGAACGUAUAAUUGAAAUUAACACAUCAUUAUUUGCAUUUUGCAAACAAUUGCUUGACAAACUCUUACCGCAGAGACAGUACUCAUGAAUGAUCACUUUUGGGCAAAACCACCUAAUCAUUGAAGUCAACAGUCCAGUGGGCCACUGGAGCAAUAUUCCAUUUAAGCUAUUCAAUUAAAAAUUUAACCAAAAUUGUCGGACGACUGCAUUGGUCAUUGCAUUUCCUUCCUCAUUUUUCGCUGCUUUCAGCAACCUGAAAUGACAGCUUUAUGAAGCUUGGUCAGUGGGUAGACAGCAUAUGCUCGUAAUCGCAGUAAAGUAAAGCGAUCGCGUUUAAGCGAACUGAGCUGAAAGCCAAGUUUACAAUAGCCGAAUAGCAACAACAAAAAAGGUAAAAAAGCAUUACAUUUUCGAAACUGCAAUAUCAAGCCACUAACACAUGCCUAUUUGAGUAUGUAUGAAACUAUCGAAAUAUAUUUACCGUGUGUGGCAAUGUCCAAGUCGCGGGCCAAGCCAAUAAAACCGUUGCCUUCAGCGGCUCAGUCGAAUUUUCGUGCUUGAACGUGCGCAUGCGCAUGCGCUGUAACAUCACAACAGUUGUCUUGUCUUCUCGCAGCGCGUAAGAAACGCUUACAAAUUUAAUUCAGUUAAAUACUUGUACCCGAAAUUGACUUUGAAGGGCUUAACAUGUUCGGUAUUGUGACACAGUUGAACAUUUUCUUUGUGCUCUUUGUGUUCCACACACAAGCGCAUCCAAUUACCAACAACAAUGAUGCGGCGCUUGUGCAAUCGGGAGUAGACAAUAGCCAACUUUUGUUUGAGGUCAACGGUGGCAGCGUCCAAAAUACGCCCAACGCAGAGGACACCGCAACGUCGGCCGACAGUAGUCCAGACUUUCGCAUCGACGAAGCGCAGCUGGCCGAGUAUACGGUGCAUUCGCAAGCCGAGGAGGGCGGCAGCAGCAGCUCGGGCGGAUUUAGGAUCUCUUUGUUGCCAACACAAGAAAAGACGGCCGAGUCAGUGAAUCUGGAACAAGAAGGCAUACCGUCGAAGGUACUUGGCACAUAUGACAAGACACAGAAGAAGGUAGCCGAUUUGAGAAACCUGGAACCCAUUGUGGACACCAUUAGUGAGCACGAGAAAUAUGGCAAUAACGGUGAUAUGUUUGAUGGCAUAGCACGCUCAAUCGUGAACGGUUACGAGGCUUUUUCGAAUCUACUCAACACUUUGAUACAGAAACCGAAGGAUAUCGCUCGUUCUAUUUCGAAAGGCAUCACAGCACAGCUGGAUAUUAUUGGCGGCAAAAUUGUUGGAUUAUAAAAAUAAGCUCGAUUCUAUAUAGUCAGUAGUUUUAUUUAAGUUAGAAAUAGUUGUUGUUUGUUUUUCAUGAUUAUUUUUAUUUUAUUUUUAAUGUAUCAAUAAAUAAUUUAUUAGUUGUUUUAA
Molecule: messenger RNA, 1524 nt
Organism: Zeugodacus cucurbitae (melon fly)
Lineage: Eukaryota; Metazoa; Arthropoda; Insecta; Diptera; Tephritidae
Exons: 5
Coding region: 769-1401 (210 amino acids)
Source: RefSeq, a predicted model, not a curated record